Molecule: messenger RNA, 468 nt
Organism: Pestalotiopsis fici W106-1
Lineage: Eukaryota; Fungi; Ascomycota; Sordariomycetes; Amphisphaeriales; Sporocadaceae
Exons: 1
Coding region: 1-468 (155 amino acids)
Source: RefSeq, a predicted model, not a curated record
AUGGUACCAUCGGUACCAUCGCCGUCUAGCCCCCCGACCAAGAGGAAAACAGGCAGUAGCGGAACCGGUGGCACGGGGCGGUCAGGUCGCGCAUCCUCGUCGUCGACUUCCGGUUCGAGGUCAUCCGCGGCCACGGCGUCAUCAUCAUCAUCAUCCUCGGCGCAACAGCAGCAGCAGCAGCCCGAGUACGUCCAGCAGCCCUGCGCUUCGCUCAUUUACGCGCCCGAGUACAACAUGGCCGAGGGCAGCAUGAUUGACUAUGCCAACCCGUGCGCGACGGGCGGGUGUCUGGUCAGCCCGGGUUGCACAUCGGGGUCCUGCCGGCUUGAAGACUUGGGCGGGCGCUGGAUCUGCUGCCAGUGCUACCGCGGCGGCAACACGUUUCGCUGGUGCGCGCACCCCAUGAAGAAGGUCCCCGACACCAUGUGUUAUCACGUCGUUUGCGAGAAUUGCUGCGCGGACAGCUAG